CUCGGGGCGGGGCCAUGGCGGGGCCCGGCGGCGCGGCGCGGGGCCGCUUCGCCGUGGUGGGCGGCGGCAUCGCGGGGGUGACCUGCGCCGAGAAGCUGGCUGCAGAGUUCCCAUCAGAAGACAUUUUUUUAGUGACAGCUUCCCCAGUUAUAAAAGCUGUAACUAAUUUCAAGCAGGUGUCCAAAACACUUGAGGAAUUUGAUGUCGAAGAGCAACCAAGUUCCCUAUUAGAAAAACGAUAUCCCAAUAUUAGAGUUAUACAAUCUGGAGUAAAACAGCUGAAAAGUGAUGAACACAAAAUUUACACUGAAGAUGGGAAAGAAUACAUAUAUGAAAAACUCUGCCUGUGUGCUGGAGCCAAACCAAAAUUAAUUGUUGAAGGGAACCCGUAUGUAUUAGGAAUCCGGGACACUGACAGUGCACAGGCUUUUCAGAAGAAUUUGGCUCAUGCUGAGAGAAUAGUGGUGGUAGGAAAUGGUGGGAUUGCCCUUGAAUUAGUGUAUGAAAUUCAAGGCUGUGAAGUAAUCUGGGCUAUCAAAGACAAAGCCAUUGGGAACACUUUCUUUGAUGCAGGAGCAGCCGAAUUCCUCCUUCCAAAGCUCACUGCUGAAGGCCAAGAGACUCCAAUUGAGUGUAAAAGAACCAAGUACACAGUGGAAGGAAGUGAGGAGAAAGGAAGACCUACAGGAGCAUCUGACAAGCUGGGCAGUGCCUUAGGCCCCGACUGGCAUGAGGGCUUACACCUUAAAGGGACUAAGGAGUUUUCUCAUAAAGUACAUAUUGAAAUACUGUGUGAAGUAAAGAAAAUACACUUACAGCAAGAAUUUAUCCAACUGCAGUGGACUUCCUUGACUUUUCCUAAAGGAGAGAAAAAUGUAGAAGCAGAUGAGGUGCUGUGGCCUGUAUAUGUGGAAUUAACUAAUGGAAAAAUUUAUGGAUGCAAUUUCAUUGUCAGUGCAACUGGAGUUGUGCCAAAUGUUGAACCAUUUCUGGAUGGCAAUAAUUUUGCUGUGGGUGAAGAUGGAGGACUGAAGGUAGACAAGCACAUGCACACGUCGCUGCCAGAUGUGUUUGCAGCUGGAGAUAUUUGCACGGCAGCAUGGGAGCCCAGCCCCGUGUGGCACCAGAUGAGGCUGUGGACCCAAGCUCGGCAGAUGGGAUGGUAUGCAGCAAAGUGCAUGGCAGCAGAUGCUUUAGGGGAAUCUAUUGAGAUGGAUUUCAGCUUUGAACUAUUUGCUCACAUCACAAAAUUUUUCAAUUACAAGGUGGUGGUUUUGGGAAGGUACAACGCUCAGGGCCUGGGCUCAGACCACGAGCUGAUCCUGAGAUGUACCAAAGGCCACGAGUACGUGAAAGUGGUGAUGCAGAACGGCCGAAUGAUGGGAGCUGUGCUCAUUGGUGAAACAGACUUGGAAGAAACUUUCGAAAACCUAAUUUUAAAUCAAAUGGAUCUUUCAGCCUACGGUGAAGAUCUCCUAAAUCCAGAUAUUGAUAUAGAAGAUUAUUUUGAUUGAACAAUACCCCAUUCCCAUUCUGUAUGAAGUUUUGAUAUCAAGUCAUACAUCUUAGAAAACUGUUUUCUCAGGAUUACCAGAAAUGAGGGAUAAAUGCAAUCCUCUAUUAAAGAUUUUGGGUUGAUCUUGCCAAAAUACUGACUGAUUACUGCCACAGGUACCAGCUAAUGGUACAACCUUUGUCGAGGCUCAGAUGAGCAGAGAACAAUUUUAAGGCACAGGGUGCUCAGAGCUCCUGCUGCCUGGAAUGUGGGUUGCAAAUAUAUGACCUUACUCAGUUUUUUUUUCUCCUUUUCUUCCCCCCCAUAAAUUUACUUCUGAAAUACAUUUAUUUGCUGCUCAGUUAACUACAGAACACAAGCUUUGCACAAUGAAAGCCAGGAUGAGAUGUCAGUUGAAAGCAGCUUUUUAACUGCUUGCCCCUUCAGCUGUCCAGAUGAUGGGGUAGAGCUGCACUGUACUGGAUAAUGCCAGCCCUGGACAGCAGUUGUUUCAUCCUGGCUUUUGAUUUUGUUCUGCAGUUGCUGCCUGCAAGUUGCUAUUUAUUUUGGGUCAAAUUUGGAACAAUUUAUUGUACUCAAUACAAGGCUGGCAGUACAUAUUGAGACUUGUCCCAGACAAAUCACUUAAUGUUUUUUAGUAGAAUGAGUUUUUAACUAAAUUUUCAAUUUUUGGCAAAGGUCUCAGCUAAAGGAUGGGUGAAAGACUAUAGGCUUUACUCACUAUCACAAUUUUACCAGAAGAAUAAAGAUAAUGAUAUUAGUGUUAUAGGUGUUAUACGUGUAAGUGUAAGAGAGAAGAACUAAAAUGCAACCACUGAGAACUUGCAUUUAUUAAUGAAACCAAA
This is a messenger RNA of Lonchura striata (white-rumped munia), 2361 nucleotides long. RefSeq names its product pyridine nucleotide-disulphide oxidoreductase domain 1 (gene PYROXD1). The record is from RefSeq and is a predicted model, not a curated record. NCBI's taxonomy places the organism in Eukaryota, Metazoa, Chordata, Aves, Passeriformes, Estrildidae. Gene Ontology annotation, molecular function: oxidoreductase activity.